Molecule: messenger RNA, 661 nt
Organism: Aureobasidium subglaciale EXF-2481
Lineage: Eukaryota; Fungi; Ascomycota; Dothideomycetes; Dothideales; Saccotheciaceae
Exons: 3
Coding region: 113-661 (182 amino acids)
Source: RefSeq, a predicted model, not a curated record
CCGCGACAUUCAUCGACAAUCAUCCAAGAAACAGCGACCUUGAAUCAUCAAUCAGUGUGCCCACCAACUCAUAGCAUCCCAAGACGAAGACCCAGACAAGCCAAAUCGAACAAUGGACAACAUCAAGUCUUUCCUCGAGAGCCCCUUCUUCAACACUUCCUUCAAGACUCGCAUGCACUACAUCCAACUCACCCUCGUCACCCUCAUCAUAAUCCUCACCGGCGUCCGCAUCAGUCAAAAGCCUUCUUUCCUCCCCAUCACCCGCUCCGAUACUAUGGCUAUCGUCAUGGGCGUCAAGACCAUCGUGGUCAUAGCCUAUCAGCUUCUCACUUCUCACGUAGGAAGCUUGAAGCGCUGGAGGAACACAAAAGUCUAUCUCGUGUUGAACUGUCUGGAGGUCAUGUUCUGGCUUGCAGUUGUCGUUCUCACCGGUAUGGGUAUGCAGAGGUUUUGUAAAGGUGCCUAUUGCGGCAUUAGUGUCGUGAUUAUUUUGUUGGCUUUGGUCAUGACGUCCUUUUCGUUGUGGGCGGCGGUUACGACGAGAAAGUUGAGGAGGGAGGAGAGGUUUGGUGGGCAGAGUGUGCUGCCGGUGCAUCAGACGUCUAUGGGAGAGGGUAUUACUACGAAGCCUGCUGCGGCUUACACGACUUACAGGGUCUAG